UGCUGUUUGCGGCAGCGCUCGGCGGGGCGGUUGGGUGCGCGCGGUUGCUAGGGUCGCUUUACGGCCCGGCGAUGGCGGAGGGCGAGCGGACGGAGCAGAGCGGCGGCCUGGGCGGCCCCCCCCGGGGGGGGGAGGCGGGGGCGCUGGAGAGGGCGGAGGCCCUCAAGAGCCAGGCCAACGAGUACUUCAAAGGCAAGAACUACGAGAAUGCUGUGAAAUAUUACAGCGAGGCCAUCGACCUGAACCCCGCCAAUGCCAUCUACUACGGCAACCGCAGCCUGGCCUACCUGCGGACAGAGUGCUAUGGCUACGCACUGGCCGACGCCACCAAGGCCAUCGAGCUGGACAAGAAGUACAUCAAAGGAUACUACCGGCGGGCUACCAGCAACAUGGCCCUGGGCAAGUUCAAGGCCGCCCUGCGCGACUACGAGACGGUGGUGAAGGUGAAGCCAAACGACAAAGAUGCCAAGAUGAAGUAUCAGGAGUGCAACAAGAUUGUGAAGCAGAAGGCGUUCGAGCGCGCCAUUGCCAGUGAUGAGCACAAACGCUCCGUGGUUGACUCCCUGGACAUAGAGAGCAUGACCAUCGAGGACGAGUACAGCGGCCCCAAGCUGGACAACGGGAAGGUGACGCUAGCGUUCAUGAAGGAGUUAAUGCAAUGGUACAAGGAUCAAAAGAAACUCCACAGAAAAUGUGCCUAUCAGAUCUUGGUGCAGGUGAAGGAGGUGCUCGUCAAACUCCCCACUCUAGUAGAAACCACGUUAAAAGAGACAGAGAAGGUCACGGUGUGCGGAGACACCCACGGGCAGUAUUACGACUUGCUGAAUAUAUUUGAACUGAACGGGCUGCCGUCUGAAACGAACCCAUAUAUAUUCAACGGGGAUUUCGUUGACCGCGGCUCCUUCUCCGUGGAAGUGAUAUUAACGCUGUUCGGUUUUAAGUUGCUGUAUCCGGAUCAUUUCCACUUACUCCGUGGGAAUCACGAGACGGACAACAUGAACCAGAUCUACGGGUUCGAGGGGGAGGUGAAAGCCAAAUACACAGCCCAGAUGUUUGCGCUUUUCAGCGAGGUCUUUGAGUGGCUGCCCCUGGCGCAAUGCAUCAAUGGCAAAGUAUUGAUAAUGCACGGCGGGCUCUUCAGCGAAGAUGGGGUCACGUUGGACGACAUCCGGAAGAUUGAGAGGAAUCGGCAGCCUCCGGAUUCAGGUCCCAUGUGCGACUUGCUGUGGUCCGACCCGCAGCCUCAGAACGGCCGGUCGGUCAGCAAGCGCGGUGUGAGCUGUCAGUUCGGGCCUGAUGUCACCAAAAGCUUCCUGGAGCGGAACCAGCUAGAUUACAUCAUCCGGAGCCACGAAGUCAAGUCCGAAGGCUAUGAGGUGACACACGAGGGCAAGUGCAUCACCGUCUUCUCGGCACCCAACUACUGCGACCAGAUGGGGAAUAAAGGUUCAUACAUCCACCUGCGGGGGUCAGACCUACGCCCCGAAUUCCACCAGUUCACAGCUGUGCCUCACCCGAACGUCAAACCGAUGGCCUACGCCAACACCCUCCUCCAGCUGGGGAUGAUGUAACCUCCCCUGUCACCGCCGCCCCCACCUGGAGGCCCCCCAUGCUAGGCAGAGACGGCCCCUCGGCCUUUUUACUUUCUUCCGCCAUCAGCCCGGGCUGGCCAGGCGCCGGAGCGUCCAUCACGAGGGCCGGGGGAGGGGGGGUGUUGCCGUGGUUCUCUCCCCCCCCCCCACACCGAGCCCAUUUGUAGUGUUGCCGUGAGCUGGUGCUGCACAGCUGAGAGGCAGAGCAUUAGCAAGGAGUAUUUUUUUUUUUAAUAUAUUGGAAAGAUUGUAUUUAUUCCCAGGCCUCGCUCAGACUCCGGCCUGGAGCAGAGAGGCCGCUGGGCCCAAGCCGGCUCUGUCCGCGGCCCGAUCUCUCCCAGCAGACGGUAUUGGCUUGCAGGGUGGAGCGUGGAGGCCUCCCCUCCCUUCCCCAAGUGCUCUGGCUUUGAGGCGUGUCUCCGCCAGUGGUCUCUGGGCUUGGGGGUUUCAGGAGCGGCGAGGGGGCUAGGUGGGGUCAGAGGUUAGGAUCAGGUCACAAGCAGAAGCAAGGUGUCAGGCGGGGGGUGGGUCCCAUCCCUAGUCGUCCUCUUCCUCUGCAUCAGAAACCCAGGGUGGGCAGGCAGGGCUCUGCUUUCACCAGCUUUGGAGGCACUCGCUGGCACAGCUCAGAGAGGUGGGGUGAGAGCUCGGCCCAGUAGGGAUCCCUGAUCACAUCCCUGGAGGCAUUCUAUGGUUGAUGGAUCUGAGCCUGGGAUCCCCAGCUGCCAGUCUGACGAGGUCUCUAAUACUGAGACUUGGUCCUCGGGACCCCUGGCUGCUGGGAUCUGGGCCUUGGGACCCCUGGCUGCUGGGAUCUGGGACCCGGGACCCCUGGCUACCUGUUGCACAGGACCUCUCUAAUACUGGGAUCUGGGCCCUGGGACCCCUGGCUACCAGUCGCACAGGACCUCUCUAAUACUGGGAUCUGGGCCCUGGGACCCCUGGCUGCUGGGAUCUGGGCCCCGGGACCUCUGCCUGCCAGUCUGUUGGGAGCUCUCAAAUACUGGGAUCUGUCUCCCAGGACCCCUGGCUGCUGGGAUCUGGGUCCCAGGACCCCCAGCUAUCCGUCUCACAGGAGCUCUCUCACCCUGGGGUGCCCCUCUUCUAGAUCCCCUGUGAGCUUGUAGCUCCCUGCUGCAGAGGACAGGGGCAGCAUACGCCCCUCCCUCCCCAUGAGACGUGCUGUGUCCCUGGGCGUCUGCCUCCAGCCGGUCCACAAAGAAAGAAGUAGGGUUAAGAUUUUGUCAUGGUUUGUUCAGUAAAAGCCAGGGACGGGUCACAGGCAAUAAACAGAAAUUCACAGAAGCCAGUGCCCCGUCCCUGGCUUUCGCUCAACAGAACGGUGACAAAAUGGGGCUGACCCGGGGGGGAGGGGCGGGGGGGAUGGAUGAUGAGAGCCUGAGCCCUGCGGCGGGGAAGGUAAGCGGGGAGGUCCACGGCGGCUGGGAGAUGUGGGACCCCCCAUGGCAGCUUGGCGCUCCAGGGGGCCCCCUGCUGGCUGACAGCUGAAGUCCCACCGCCCAAGGGCUGAAGCGGAAAAUGUCACGGACGUCUUGGGAAGUGCUGGAAUCCGCAGCCUAAUCUUAGCCUUACAAAUAAGCAAUAGGUGUGUGGGUGUUGGGCUGGCAGAGGCCCAGCCUCCAACUCAUGCCAGGAGUGGGGGGGGGAGGAUGUGUGUGUGGCAGGGGCAGUGGGAGGGGGGGCAGCAGACUGGAUUUCUUGGGGUGCUUUACCCCACUUGCCCCUCCCCCCCACCGUUGCCCCCUUCUCUCAGCCUGGGGAGCGUCGGGCACCUCCUCGAGGUAGAGCCUUUUGUGCCAUGUGCGCAAGCCAACAGCAGAUGCCUCCAAUGCCCCUGGGUGUCUCCGUGCACACCACCGGAUCCAGGAGCCCACCCUCCACCACCACCUCUCGAGCUAUUUUACUGUCUGUAAUUAAAGAUGUUAAAAUAAAGUAAUUAUUAUAAGCCUUG
Messenger RNA from Caretta caretta (loggerhead turtle), 3564 nucleotides. RefSeq names its product protein phosphatase 5 catalytic subunit (gene PPP5C). Gene Ontology annotation, molecular function: protein binding; hydrolase activity. Lineage: Eukaryota; Metazoa; Chordata; Testudines; Cheloniidae. The record is from RefSeq and is a predicted model, not a curated record.